This is a messenger RNA of Aplosporella prunicola CBS 121167, 1866 nucleotides long. RefSeq lists its product as uncharacterized. The coding region runs from base 1 to 1866 and encodes 621 amino acids. The record is from RefSeq and is a predicted model, not a curated record. NCBI's taxonomy places the organism in Eukaryota, Fungi, Ascomycota, Dothideomycetes, Botryosphaeriales, Aplosporellaceae. The transcript has a single exon.
AUGUCGUCAGCACCGGUCAAUCCCGCAACCGGCCCGUCUUCCUCUGCGCGCCGCGACUCCUAUACUCCUAGCACUUCUUCCUCUCAGGGCUCCCAGCCCACCAGCACCUCCUCGCCUUCGUCGUCCGAAUCGUCAUCUGCAUCACCUCCGCAGCAGCAACCACUGCCCGUGCGUCCUUCCAAGCCGCCCAAACAGCAGUCCAGGGACCCCUUCGUCUUCGUCAACAUCGAGGGCGGCCAGAAGACGCAGUACCCGCCGUGGCGCGACCUGCGCAGCCACGUCCAACUUGCCGUACACGAAAACAAGCGGCGCAAAAGGGAUAAGGCGUUGGGGCUGCCGCCGGCUGCCAGGGAAAAGGACAAUGACAAAGGUGGUAAUGCGAGGGAAGACGAAAGGAGGGAGCAAGAACGACGUCGCGCGAGGCAGCGGGUCGGCCAGCAGCACCACCAGGUGGCCAUGCUGCCUCCGCGUGGCGCUACUGUCUGGAGCGUGGGUGCGGGCCGGGCCGACCCGUUCGCUGCCCUGCCGGUCGAGAACUCGGUGUAUCUGGACCAGAUGAUCAAGUACUUCUUCGCCCACUACCCUGGCGCGACGCCGCUGGCCGACGACAACCUCGUCAACAGCGGAAAUGAGCGCCUCCGCUCCCGCCUCAACUGGAACAACACGCUGUGGAAUCUAUUACGACAGGAGGAGACGUCACUGCUGGUGCUGCUGUACGGGAUCUCUUUUGUGCGCGACAUUGUCUCAAAGACGGAGAUCAGCCGCGAGAGCUUGUCGUACAUGGGGCGGACGAUGGCGGCGGUGCGUGCGAACAUGCCACCCGCCGGGGCAGAGGCGAGCCGAGGGCCGGAGAGCAUUACCGAGUCCUUUGUUGCUGCUGUAGCGGGAUUGGGUGCGGGGACGAGCAUUGCGGGCGACUUCUCUGCCUCAAACUCCCACAUCAAAGGCAUGCACGCUCUGAUUGCGGCCCGCGGCGGUAUCGAUACAUUCACCAAGUUCGGCCAACGCACCUUGCUCUGGUGCGAGUUGAACGGUUGUGUCGCGCAGCUCAAGAUGCCAAUUCUCCGCCCUAAACCCCUCCCCAUCAAUCUCGGCUUCCCCCUUGGCUUCGAGCGCGCAGUGCAGAAACUCCACGCAGCAACGCUCACGCAUCUCCCGUCGCUGGCAGAAACCCCGGUCGGCACGGCCCUAUACCGAAUCCACAUGGUCGGGCUCGCGCUCGCGCCGCCAUGGAACACAAUCGUCGAUCGCGAGGCCAUCAGCUGCGUGCUCGACGUCGCAGAGUACGACCUCCUGGGGGAGCUAGUCCGGCUCAACAAUUCGAGCGAAUGGGCAGCGUACGCGUUCGCGCACUGCGAAGACGAGGCUUCAUUCCCAAGCGCAAGCGCCGACACGGCUAGGACGGCGCCCCCCGCCCCCGACCCCGCCGACCUCGUCUACGCCGCCGUGGCGCAGGCCGCACAGCUCUACAUCUGGGGCGUUCUCAGCGACGUGCGCAUCGACUCGGCCGCGAAAGGGAUGUUCACGCGGCAGCUGCGCGCUCUGCUCAGCGUGCCGGACCUGCUGCAGCGGUGGCUGGACGCGGGCGCGGGCCUGCCCGCUCUGGCCUGGAUGCUGGGCGUGGGGUGGUCGGUUGCGCGGAAGCAUCGGCGCGGCGAGGCGCUCACGGCGUGGUAUGAGGCGCUGUUGGGGAGUGUGGCGUCCACUGUCUGGGACAUGCUUGGCAGCGUGGACAGGUUGAUGGCGGAGUUUCCGUAUUCGGACGAGUUCUGGAAAGAGAUGUGGAGGCUGGCUAACCGGUGGGGCGCUCUGGAUGGUGGUGCUGGUGGGGGUGCUGAUGGGGGUGCUGGUGGAGGUGCAGUGUGA